GGUCACAUUAGAGUUACGACAGUUCUUUCUUCUUGAUGGCUCGUGAUGACAUGUCAACAACAAACAUGGCGACCAGUGGCAACUAUUGGGAAGAUUUGCGUAAACAGGCCAGACAGCUGGAGAAUGAGCUGGAUCUCAAGCUGGUCUCUUUCAGUAAGCUGUGCACCAGCUACAGCUGCAGCAGCCACAGCUGGGACCAGCACCCUAGGGACGGCAGGUCUGAUUCCUUUGGCUCAUCUCAGAACAAUGUGCUCGCAGCCAUGACUACUGAACUGGAGCAGCUUUUGGCCAGUCUUACAUCAGUCAAUGACAAAAUGGCAGAAUACACAAAUGCUUCAGGAGCUUCGUCACAUAACGUAGCCUUGAUGCACACCUUACAGAGACACAGAGACAUUUUACAGGACUACACUCAUGAGUUCCACAAAACCAAAAGCAACUUUUUCAACCUGCGAGAGCGGGAGGACCUGCUGGGCUCUGUUCACAGAGACAUUGAGUCCCACAAGAGCAGCUCAGGGGUUAAUAACAGACGGGCCGACCUCUUCCUGAAGGAACAUGAACAUCUGAGAAGCUCAGACAAGUUUAUUGACAGUGCAAUAAGUAUUGCGAUGGCUACCAAAGAGAACAUCACAUUUCAGCGUGGGAUGUUGAAGUCUGUUCAAACCAGGGUCACGACUUUGGCCAAACGGUUCCCCUCCAUCAACGGUCUCAUCCAGAGAAUCAAUUUGCGCAAGAGGCGAGACUCUUUAAUUCUAGGCGGGGUGAUUGGCAUCUGCACCAUCCUCCUGUUGCUCUACACUUUCCACUGACCCACUGACAAUAAUAUUCAUAUUCAAGCCAGUUGUUGACAAGAUAAUUUUUUUUUGUUUUCAUAUGUUACUCUUUCAAUUUACUUUCCUUAAAACUGUUUAAAGAAUUUAAAAAAGCAUUUUAUUUUUAAAGAAAAUGAUAUCACAAUGAAAACAUCUCAGUAGUACGUAAAGGUGUUUCAGCUCACAUCGGAGGAGUUGAUUUGUUUUCUGAACUAUGAUAACAUUUCCAUCUGGAAAUUUAUGUAUUGCUGCUUCUAUCCUGUUGUAAUUAUAACUGUAUAAAGGUAUAAAAUAAUA
Molecule: messenger RNA, 1106 nt
Organism: Monopterus albus (swamp eel)
Lineage: Eukaryota; Metazoa; Chordata; Actinopteri; Synbranchiformes; Synbranchidae
Product: Golgi SNAP receptor complex member 1-like
Exons: 9
Coding region: 36-806 (256 amino acids)
Biological process (GO): endoplasmic reticulum to Golgi vesicle-mediated transport; inter-Golgi cisterna vesicle-mediated transport; vesicle fusion
Cellular component (GO): cis-Golgi network; SNARE complex; Golgi membrane
Molecular function (GO): SNAP receptor activity
Source: RefSeq, a predicted model, not a curated record